UCAAUCAAGAACUGGACAUGAUCAAGCAACCUCUGGGCUCUUCUUUAACAGCUAGUCCAUUUUCCGUUGACAGUUCCGUCGGGCCAAACACAGCACAAUCGUCUGUUUGGAAUCUCAGAAAAUAUGAGCGAAAGUGCAGGAAAGGGGCAAAGGAAACUCCGAGCGCCAUGACGUCGUCGGAGUUCAUGGAUAAGCAGAUCAUGGAACUUUCUCGGUCCCACUCCGACGAUUUAUCUCAACUUUCUUACCCUCGUGACCUCCGAGACGAUGAGGACAAGGACGACGACUCAGUUUCCAGCUUUCACUUCCGCCCCACGCGACAUGUCGUCUCGCAGCAGUCACGCGUUUCCACUUUCGAGAAUUGCAGUUCUAUGGACCACAUUGACCUUGCAAAAUCGGGUCGCAAGUAUGCCGGGGCUUUUGAUGACUCGGCAUUGAUCUCGGUGAUUGGUCAGAAGAUGAGCCAUCAUUUUGACAAUAUGCUGCAUGCGGUGGAGGGUCUCAGUGCGCGACUUUCCCAACUGGAGACUCGCUUACGCCGACUAGAGAACUCAGUUGACGACUUGAAGGAUUCUACUGAAAUUAACCAUGGCAGGAAUGAUGGGAAACUUAGACAACUUGAGAAUAUUCUAAGAGAGGUCGAAGGUGGUAUGCAGGACUUGAAAGAUAAACAAGAGAUAUCAGAGGCUAAGCUGCAGCUUGCAACUCUUCAAAUGUUAAAGGGUCACCAGCAAUUGGAAAACCAAAGGAGCAAUGUACAAACAAUUUCAACUCAGGGAGUAUUGUCAUCUGCCCCUCAACAAAGCCACCAACCACAUUCAACUCCUGUUGCUGGUCUACAACUUUCUUCUUUUCCUCCUAAUGUUCCCCCAAUCCAACCUCAUCAGAAUUUGCCACCAGCACCUGCAGCACAAGUUCAUACCCACUCACCUCAGAAUCAAAUCCCUUCUGUUCAACAGACAGAUUCUAACUACUCGCCACCUGUGUUGAAUCCACAACCCGCACCUCAGAUAUACUAUAUGCCUCAAGUUCAGCAGUCACUACCACCACCCAUAGCACCAUAUCAAUAUUAUCCACCAGCACCACAUCUUUCACCAACCUCACAAUUACAACGGCUACCUCAAUUGCACCCGCCUCUCAAUGCAGUUGAUCCACGAGCCCAGUCUUCAUUGGUUCAUAAUCCUGGAGAAACCCCCUACAUGUUAUCACAAAGAUAUCCUCCAAGCAUGCACAAAUCCCCUAAUGCAACUGGCAUGACUCGCCCAACCCAACAACAGUACAUGGGUUCUUUCCAGUAUACGCAUGAUCAAUCCACAAGAAAUCAUUGUUGUAGCAGUGUUACGUAGAUCUAAUAAUAUUUUGGCUUUCAUCCAUAUGAAAAGAGGUCAGAGCCAAAAGGAUUGGAGUUGGAUUAGAACCCCACGUCCGGUCAUGGAUGCUAUAUCUUACAAAAACCAAAUCUACCUAGUUGGAUAUCAGGGAGAUAUUAUGUCAUUAGAUGUUGAUGACCAAGCUUGUUCACGAAUACGAAUAAAGCCACUUACACCUCUGGUCGAGAC
Messenger RNA from Prunus mume (Japanese apricot), 1559 nucleotides. RefSeq lists its product as uncharacterized. Lineage: Eukaryota; Viridiplantae; Streptophyta; Magnoliopsida; Rosales; Rosaceae. The record is from RefSeq and is a predicted model, not a curated record.